AACCUGAUACAUGUUGAUGACAACAUAACUGAACCGAACAUGACUUAAAUCGAAUGAAAGAUAGACCAAAUUAAUACUCCAAAACCAAUGCCAACCGUUUGUUUUCUUCCCCUUUUUAUCUUUAACUCUAUUCACUGAUUACUCUGUAGUCUGUACUAAGAAGAAGCCCAGUGUUCCAAGGAGGGUGAGAAACUCCAAUGGCUUCAUCUUUACAUUAUUCUUCCUUCCUGGGCUCUUCUCCUCAACUAUUAUCUCCCUCCAUUUCCGUCUUUUCAUUUUCAAAGAAAUUCCAACCUAGGAUUAUUACCCUUUCUGUAAAUCCUCCUCCAUCAAAGCUCUCUCAGUAUGGACUGCAAACAUAUUGUGUUCCUCUAGCUAUUUCAUUAGCUCUCUGCUGGUCAAAUCCAGCUCAAGCAGGAUUUUUAUCAGGGUUUUCUGGAAUAGAAUCGGUCCCAGGUCCAGAAUUGCCUUCUAUAGAAUUUCUAAAUCGAUUUAAUGAAGAAAACCAAAAGAAGUAUGCUGAAAAUGAUGAGAGAUUCAAAUCGUCUCCUAUUGUUAAAGAGCUACUUGAGCGUUCCAAGCAGAAUAAGGAGAAGAAUAAGCAGGAAAUACAGAACAAAUAUUGCAUUAGAGGAGCGGAGUGGGGAGUCGGAGAUUGCUCAACUCAAGGGAUGACAGACGAAGAAAGAGAUGAAUUCAUUUCAAUGCUCAAGGAGAAGACUGCUAAAUGAAGUUUUGAAGAUAUUCUAUUACAUAACCCUUUAAAGUUUUGCUCAUGUUUGAUAUCACAUUCAUAUAAUUUUAUAGUUUUUUGUUGUUUAGAAAUUAGUUUCUUGUAAUACUUAUGUGGGAAGCUCUGUGCUUAAGUUGCUUCAUAUAUAUAACAUUGCAUCAUAAACACUGUAGAGUGUAGACACAAGGAAAAGUGUAUGAUUAGAAUCACAAUAGACAAGAGAACUUUGAACCCUCCAAA
Messenger RNA from Amaranthus tricolor (Joseph's coat), 973 nucleotides. RefSeq lists its product as uncharacterized. The coding region runs from base 198 to 731 and encodes 177 amino acids. The record is from RefSeq and is a predicted model, not a curated record. The transcript is spliced from 4 exons. Lineage: Eukaryota; Viridiplantae; Streptophyta; Magnoliopsida; Caryophyllales; Amaranthaceae.